Molecule: messenger RNA, 2022 nt
Organism: Cuscuta europaea
Lineage: Eukaryota; Viridiplantae; Streptophyta; Magnoliopsida; Solanales; Convolvulaceae
Source: the annotation of a GenBank genome assembly
GACCAUCCCGGCCUCUUUAUUUCUACAUGGUAGCACUCCAAAAAAGGACCUGUGUUGGAACUUGGAAAAGAGAGACUAGAGAAAAAGCGGGGAGAAAGAGAGACCUGGCGGUCGCCGGAAACCUACUUCUGGCAAAAAAUCAGCCACUUUUCCUGCCAUGGAAGAAACCAGCGGCAUAUUCAUUUUCCCGGGAAAUCUCGACCCCGCAGCUCAAGAAUUCAUCCCAAUUAAUCCGUACAAUUACCCUUUACCCCCACCAGUUCACUUAUACAACUUCUACUAUCCUAACCCCCCGCCUCCCCUCCCGCUGCCGCAGAUUCCGGCGGACCCGCCGUUCUGCGCUCCUUGUCUGCCGCCGCAGAGCCAAAUCCCGACCCGGACUCUACUCGUCAGCAUGGUGUCGCCCGACGUGAGCGAAUCGCUCGUUCGGCGGGACCUGGAGGUGUUCGGUGACGUGAGGGCCGUUCAGAUGGAGAGAGUCCGGGACGGGAUCCUGACCGUCCAUUUCUACGACCUCCGCCAUGCGCAGUGGGCGGAGGCGGAGAUUCAGCACCAGCACAUGCAGCAGCAGGACCGCCUGCGCCGCCAUUACGAGUCCGGGGCUGCUGCCGCUUUACCACCGCCGCAACCCGCUCCGGGGCCCGGACUGAUCGCCGGCCGGGCGGUGUGGGCCCAGUUCGUAAUCCCGGUGACCUCUAGUAUUCCGGUAGGAAAAAACCAGGGUUCCUUAGUACUGUACAAUCUGGAUCCUGACGUUGUUACUCGGAACCUCAAAGAUAUUUUCGGAUCAUUCGGAGAAGUGAAGGAAGUAAGGGAGACGCCAACGAAGAGACAACAAAGAUUCAUUGAAUUCUAUGACAUAAGAGAAGCAGCAAAUGCAUUAAUUGAGAUGAAUGGCAAGGAAAUCAACGGCCGGCCGUUACAGAUCGAGUUCAGCCGUCCCGGCGGGUUCAGCGGCAGAAGAUCCCCGAAACCCAAAUCCUCGGCCCUCUCGCCACCGUCUCCCACCACGACCGUCGUGCCCCCUCGGUUGCAAGAAUCAUCCAGCGUUGACGGCGGUCGGAGUAAAACUAGUAAAAAGAGCAAUGGCAAGUCCAAGAAGAUCGGGAAAAACGGCGGGAACGAGUCAUCGUCGAAACCACGGGGAAAAAGCGGGAAAGAAACGAAAUGGUGGAAUAAUUAUAAAAAAAAUUCUGGGGGAAAAGAUGAUUAUGAUCCUCGUUUCGUGAUAGCUGAAGAUGAAAUAAUGGAAGAAUCGGCGGAUUGUAGAGAUGAGAGAACAACUGUUAUGAUAAGGAACAUUCCCAACAAGUACAGUCAGAAGCUGCUGCUAAAUAUGCUGGACAACCACUGCAUCAACUGUAACGAUCGGAUUUAUGCUGCCGGCGGCAAUGACGGCGCCACCGUCCACCACUCUUAUUCCUCCUAUGAUUUUGUAUACCUCCCCAUCGAUUUCAUAAACAAGUGCAACGUGGGAUAUGGUUUUGUGAAUAUGACCUCGCCAGAAGCAGUGAGGAGACUUCACAAGGCUUUUCACUUGCAAACUUGGGAAGCUUUCAACUCCAGGAAAAUCUGCCAUGUCACCUAUGCCAGAAUACAGGGAUUAGAAGAAUUGACGGAGCACUUCAAGACCUCAAGGUUCCCGUGCGACGCGGAAGAAUACAUGCCGGUGGUAUUCUCGCCGCCGCGGGAUGGGCGGGCGUUAACCACUCCGGUGCCAAUCUUUGGCUGUGGGGUGGACCCUCCCUCCCCACUCACCAUCUCUCCAGACGUCAAUCUUCAAUGUCUUUCCCUAGACGGGCCCGACAACAACAGUAGUAAUGAUGGAGAGGCGGCCGCACCAUCCGCCGGUGACGGCUACGACAGUGACGGCGGCGGCGAUCACGGAGACUUUUGAUGGAAAUAAUGUAGGUGGGUAUUCAAUAUGCAUGGUUGACAUUCGUCAAACGAUCAAGAAGAUUUAUCGUGACUCAAAAAAGAUUCUACCCAUGUAAUGAUUAAACUAAAUCUCCAUGGCUGGGG